ACCACGUUGGAUGCCGUUAGGCACGCCAUGAGUUGCGGAAGCCGCGGUUGGGUAUUGCUGGUCAGAUGGCAAAUCAGCGUUCAUCUGCCUCGGCCUACAUACCCACAGGAUGUCCCCGCUGGACGGAGAGUCGAUCGGAAUUGUUGGUCGGAUCAUGCCUCACGGGUCGGUGAGUCUUUGGAGUGUCUUCUUGCUGCCCUUAAGCAAGAUGCCAUAGCGGCAAGGUCGACCAUGAAAGAUGAUGGCUGAUGUAUCUCUUCGCCUUUCUCCCUGUCUCGUCCCUGGCGAUACGGUGGCAUCAUGUCGAGUGCAAGAGAUGAGUUUGAGGGUCUUGUGCUUUGUAACGACGAGUCUCCACAACUCCAUCUCCAUUGAUUGUGCUCCGAAGUCCUAACCCUAAUCUGCAGAAUGGUCUUGAACACCGGCAGGUUUGUUUGUUCUCUGCUUGACGAGGUGACUGCCUGAGGAAAUGAUUAGGGGGAUGCCUCCCCUGGUUGAAAUCCUGGGUCCAACAACUCCUGCCAUCAUGCACCCGACGGAGCUAGCGCCACGGAAUCAGCCCGCCCUUCAAAUGUAUCCUGCUCUCAUGAUCAUGCUAUUGUUCUCCGUCCACUGAUGAGCGCCGAGAUCUUUCUGUUAUCUGCAGGGUUAUGGUUCCUCCGUCUUCCUGGGCAUGGUAGGAGUUAUAUAGGCCAUUUAACCGCGUCUGGUGGAUGGACUGGGUGCAUCGGAGC
This is a messenger RNA of Microdochium trichocladiopsis, 734 nucleotides long. RefSeq lists its product as uncharacterized. Lineage: Eukaryota; Fungi; Ascomycota; Sordariomycetes; Xylariales; Microdochiaceae. The record is from RefSeq and is a predicted model, not a curated record. The transcript has a single exon. Bases 28 to 249 code for a protein of 73 amino acids.